Messenger RNA from Lottia gigantea (owl limpet), 810 nucleotides. RefSeq lists its product as hypothetical. The coding region runs from base 1 to 810 and encodes 269 amino acids. The record is from RefSeq and is a predicted model, not a curated record. NCBI's taxonomy places the organism in Eukaryota, Metazoa, Mollusca, Gastropoda, Lottiidae. The transcript has a single exon.
AUGCUCUCACUGUGUAAAACUGUGCCUGGACGGAAAAACAUUUGUGAGGAAGAUGCAAGCUGUGUCGUCGCCGAGGAAUUAAGGCAAGAUUGGAUCAGAAAAAGAGUCUACCGAAAUAUUCUACGUGAUUAUUUAAUGUUCCGAGAAUUUAGAAAGGUGGAAAAUCGAUCUGAUAGAAAGAAGACACUGUCAUGGUUGGAAAAAGCUGGCAAAUUCAACAACCGCAUGAGAAAUCACGCCUAUGAUAUAAGGUCCAAAUCAAUCGAGUACGAUGGGCAGCUGGCUAAGGAAUACGGCGUGCGAAUGACGAUGGAAGACCAGGUAUUCUGGUAUGAUAAUUGCUACGGCGACUAUAUAGUGACCUCAACAAGUAUCAUCCCGCGAAACUGGUCGAGGAAUAAAAAGAGGGUGUUAGACCGUGAAGAAGUGAUGAAUAUAAAACGAUCCAAAAUGAACGAAGCGAUUUAUGUUACAUAUUCAGGUGACAAUAGUGGAAUUCUAAUUCAUGAUGAUGAUGAUGAUGAUGAUGUUGAUAACAAUAAUGACGACGACAGUGAGUAUGAACAUUACAUGUCCGCAUCAGAUCUAAGCAACAACUGUGAUGAGUCUCAUGUGACCCGAUUUGUAGGAGAACCAAAUAACAAAACUAAAAAACAGUUCCCAUCAAUUCAAAUCAGAUCCGGCCAUAAAACAAUUCACGAACCACUGAUGCGCUGUCUCGUCCACUGUAUCUCAAAGUAUAAGGUCACUACUAAUGACCUGAUGGGAAUCACUGAAUCGAUAGCCAACACGAUAUUUGAUCAAAACUGA